This is a messenger RNA of Calidris pugnax (ruff), 389 nucleotides long. RefSeq lists its product as uncharacterized. Lineage: Eukaryota; Metazoa; Chordata; Aves; Charadriiformes; Scolopacidae. Gene Ontology annotation, biological process: mitochondrial respiratory chain complex I assembly. Gene Ontology annotation, cellular component: mitochondrion. The transcript is spliced from 3 exons. The record is from RefSeq and is a predicted model, not a curated record. The coding region runs from base 55 to 303 and encodes 82 amino acids.
CAGCAAUGGCGGCGCCCAGGCCGUGAGGAGGAAGCGGCGGGAGCGGCGGCGGAGAUGUCGGGCCGGGGCGUCUGGCUGCGGGCUCGGGCGCGGCUGCGGCGCUUCCCCGCGCUGCUGGCGGGCUGCGGGGAGCAGGCGACGGCCUACGGGCGGUGCGUGGCGGCGGCGGCGGGCGGGACGGCGGAGCUGCGGCGGGACGCCUGCCUGGAGGAAUUCAGGGCGCUGCGGGACUGCUUCGCCCGGGCGGUGGGUCCCGGGGGAACCGGGGAGAAACGGGGGCGGCAGGGCCUCGGCCCGCUCUGACCCCCCCGCUCUUUACAGGCCAAGGCGACGGCCAAGUGACGGCGGGGCCGCCCCGGGGCCUCUCACCGAGCGGGAGACUCUUCGGA